AAAGCUCACCUUCCCGAGUUAAAAAAAUUUAUGGACAACAAGUUAUUGUUGAAAUUAAAUGGUGGUAGAUAUGUCCAAGUAAUAUUGUGGGAAUUUGAUCCUUUUAUGAAUCUUGUGAUAGAUGAACGUGUGGAGAUGGUGACUAGUGGGCAACAGAACAAUAUUGGAAUGGUGGUAAUACGAGAAAAUAGCAUCAUCACGUUAGAAGCCUUGGAAUGA
Molossus molossus (Pallas's mastiff bat) is the source of this 219-nucleotide messenger RNA. Its product is annotated as small nuclear ribonucleoprotein G-like. The coding region runs from base 31 to 219 and encodes 62 amino acids. Gene Ontology annotation, biological process: mRNA splicing, via spliceosome. Lineage: Eukaryota; Metazoa; Chordata; Mammalia; Chiroptera; Molossidae. The transcript has a single exon. Gene Ontology annotation, cellular component: U12-type spliceosomal complex; U4 snRNP; U2-type prespliceosome. The record is from RefSeq and is a predicted model, not a curated record. Gene Ontology annotation, molecular function: RNA binding.